CCGCCCAGUUGAUGCAGAUGGCAAGCCGGCGGCGCCUCAGUCUCCUCCUCCGCCGCCCCGGCCAUCUCUCAACCUGUAGUAACCCGCCGAGAUCCCACCUUUCCACCACCGCCGGCCGGGGACCGGCCGAGCCCGCUGACCCGGCCCGCGCGGCAUCGAUCUUGGCCGAGAAGGACUGGUUCCGGCGGCUCAACUCGGAGUUCGCCGCCGCCUUGCCGCGCCUAGGCCCGCGCUUCGUGGUCCGCGUGCUGCACGCCGCCGUGCCCCUCGAGCCCCUCCUCUGCGUCCGCCUCUACGUCUGGGCGGCGCGGUUCGGGACGCAUUUCGCGCGGGACGCCUCGGUGCGGCGGGCCCUGGAGGACGCCCUGUGGCGGCGCGGCCCGGUGGUGCUGUCCGCGGCGCUGGUGGCGGAGGUCAGGGGCUGCGGCUGCGAGGUCUCCGAGGAGCUGCUCUGCACCCUGAUCGCCAGCUGGGGCAGGCUGGGCCUGGCGCAGUACGCGCACGAGGUGUUCGUGCAAAUGCCGCGCCUCGGGCUGAGGCCCAGCACCGCGGUGUACAACGCGCUCAUCGCGGCGUCUGUGAGGGCCGGCGCCGUCGACGCCGCGUACCUCAGGUUCCAGCAGAUGCCCGCGGAUGGGUGCCAGCCGGACUGCUUCACAUACAACACGCUCGUCCACGGGGUCUGUCGGCGUGGGAUCAUCGACGAGGCGCUCCGGCUGGUGAGGCAGAUGGAGGGCGCGGGGAUCAGACCGAACGUGUUCACGUACACGAUGCUGGUCGACGGGUUCUGCAAUGCCGGCAGAGCAGAGGAUGCGGUUCAGUUGUUUAGCACGAUGAAUGAGAAGGGCGUGUCGCCGAAUGAGGCCUCGUACAGGGCGUUGGUCCAUGGCGUGUUCCGGUGUUUGGGGAGAUACAAGGCGUAUGAGAUGCUGAGUAAGUGGCUAGGCCGCGAGCCACCUCUGCACCCAAGUGCAUGGCAUACUAUGCUCUACUGCUUAUCAAAGAACGAGAUGGCCAAAGAGGUAGUUGAGAUUGCGAAGAAGAUGAACACUCGAGGUUAUCUCAUCGACAAUGCAACAUUUGGCACUGUGGUCUCAUGUGCCAUGAAGUGCCUGGAGUUGAGUAGUUUGUGUCAGCUGCUUGAUGAUUUCGUGAAGAAAGGUGGGAAUCCUGCAUUUGAUGUCUACAUCAUGGUUAUCAAAUCCUUACUAGUAGACUGCAAAAGUUCUUCAAAGGCAAAUCAGUAUUUAGAGUGCAUGGUUUUGGAUGGGCUCUUGUCCAGUGUGGCAUCCUAUAACAUGGUCAUAGAUUGCUUUGUCAAGGCAAGUGCAGUGGAUAGGGCAGUGGAGAUCAUAGAACAGAUGCGAGAGAAAGGUUUCCUUCCUAACCUUGUGACCUUUAAUACACUGCUAGAUGGUUAUUCAAAGUUAGGGGAUGUACAUAAUGCAAAGGCUGUUCUUGAGAUGCUUAUGGAGCAUGGGUUCAUGCCAGAUAUCAUUACCUUUACCUCCCUCAUUGACGGGCUAUGUCAUACCCAUCAACUGGAUGAUGCGUUUGAUUGCUUCAAGGAGAUGACAGAGUGGGGUGUUAGACCAAAUUCUCAUACUUAUAAUGUACUGAUGCGUGGGCUUUGUUCAGCAGGGCAUGUUAACAAGGCUAUUGAUCUUCUUAGUAAAAUGAAAAUAGAUGGUAUUACUCCUGAUGCAUACUCCUUCAAUGCCCCCAUUUUGAGUUUCUGCAAAAUGCAGAAAGUAGAUAAAGCUCGGAUUGUUUUUAAUGCCAUGCUGAGAUUAGGUGUUGUUCCUGACAGUGUUACAUGCAAUACCCUGAUUAAAGCUUUUUGCGAUGAAAGAAGAGUUGACGAGGCCAAAGAAAUUCUACUUGCAACUGAGUCUAGUGGCUGUAGUGUGACCGAUCAUCACUCAUACUGGCCAAUUGUUUCCGCACUUACUAAAAGGGGUCGAUUCAGUGAGGCAGGACAGUUGAUGAACAAAUAUCACACCAGAAAUGUUCAAUUGGGUUGUGGUUCUAAUCGUACCACAGAGCCUGGUAUUGAUGUCCGAGUUGUCAAUGUGUGAAUGCGAGUUGGUAUCUAGAUGCUAUUUGAUACAUGAAUGAUGCCCUCUGUUGCAGUGAAGGGUGCAAAGCAGUAUCAUCUUUACUAAGAUGAAGCACUUGGACCUUCUCUACGCUUUUAUGCUCACUGCUAUGUACUACUGCAUUUCAGGAAGGAUAUGGUGGAUGGGUGCUUUUCUGUCUGGAAGUCUUUGCAGUCUUUGCAGAAGAAGUCGAUGAAGAAGUGAAAGUACUCAUCACUACUACGUCAUCAGAAGUUUAACCAGAUGGAAGGCGCUGGGCGGCCAGGAGCGGGGUGCAGGGCGGUGACAAGCUAUGCAGAUGAUCAUAUGCUGGGCGGCGACGAGCGACGCGCCGGCCCGACCGUGGCAACCAGCGUGGUGGGGUACCCCUGGUGGCCCAAGUGGGCACUGUCCUUGAGUCCGCCCCGCUUAUGUGGCCUGGCCUCUACGCUGUUUGGGCCGUUUUAGCGGCGGACGAAGCGGAUGUCCGCCUCUGCCUGCAUCGCGAGUCCUCAGUAAACAUGUAACACCAGGGGCAACAUUUCUGUAAUUAUGCGUAUUGUUUGUUAGAGGCUUAAAGUUGCUCAGGUGCAAAUUUGGCCAUGGAGAGUUGGAGACAGCCAUGCUUUGUUUACAGAAACU
Lolium perenne is the source of this 2720-nucleotide messenger RNA. Its product is annotated as putative pentatricopeptide repeat-containing protein At3g16890, mitochondrial. The record is from RefSeq and is a predicted model, not a curated record. Gene Ontology annotation, molecular function: protein binding; mRNA binding. Lineage: Eukaryota; Viridiplantae; Streptophyta; Magnoliopsida; Poales; Poaceae.